Molecule: messenger RNA, 3726 nt
Organism: Cladocopium goreaui
Lineage: Eukaryota; Dinophyceae; Suessiales; Symbiodiniaceae
Source: the annotation of a GenBank genome assembly
AUGUCACCAGUCGCAGGCGUAAAGCGUUCAGGGCAGUUCGACUUUAUUCGCCCCAGCGCUUGGAAUGGCCGCUCUUGCGUUGUGGACUAUGCGGUACACUGCAGCGGCAAAGACGCGGUUUUGAAGCUGACGGACUCCUGUGGUGAGCGCUCCGACAACAGGUCCCUGUGGUUUGCUCGAAGCACCGAACUCCACAUGGAGAAGUCGCCCGGGCACCUGGAGGAACUGGGCUCGAAGUGGCUGCAUCCCUGGCGAAAGGGCCACGAGUUGAUCUUGAAGGUCUUCCUGGCGAGCCAGCAUCGUUCCAUCAGGAUGACCCAGGAUGGCUCCAAGGUUACCUUCAGGCUGGUGUCACCACCCACCCUGGAGGAGCAGCUCGCGGACCCAAACAACAUCCGCUUCUUUGCGCAGGUGCCGAAAGUGGCCAGUUGCCUCCCUGAUGACCGGGACGACAUCUUCAAGUCAACGACGCAGAACGCGAGCUUUUUUGGCGCGCAGGAGUGUAGCGCAUGCCAGAACCUUCUAGAGAGCAAGAUCAAGGGGACCGAGCUCUGCGACAGCGCCACAACGUCGGCCAGCAAUCUUCGAUGCAAAGUCUUCGCCAACGGUAUGGCCAAGGAAGGCGUGCUGGAGCUAGUGGUCUCCAGCAUCCAGAGCAGCUGGCAGCAAGCGAAGGAUAUGGCCAUGCCUCUCUCAUGGAAGUUGGGAUGUCAGGAUUUGGGCUGUUGCCCACUGGACCCAGAGGUGUCAAAGGCUCUGAUGGAAGAGGCCGAUCGUGUGUUGAAAAUCGAGAAAUUUGCUGACAAGCAGAGGGAGUUGCGUGCAAGGGAUGCUGAGAACGUGCCAAGUGGCGUGGUGGAAAAGAUUCUGACAGAUUCUACUGCUCGAUUGAAAUUAGAAGGUGUCCUCAAUACGAAGGCACACCUCAACAACAAAGGUAUCCACUGGGAGAACCUCACCAGCGACCUGGACCUCAAGAAGCUCCAGGUGGCCGUAUCGGACGAUGGCUGUCGUUGGAACUUCAGGAAGAGCAGAUGUACGCCCAGGGGCAGCUGUGCGUACAAGUUCCGCCUGGGCGAUGUGAAUUUCCAUCAAAGCUGCCGCCUGAAGGCCAAGGUCUAUCGUCCGAUGAGUGAUGAAGAGUGCUUGUGGAAUUACAAGAAGGCCAUGUGUCAUCAUCCGCAGUACUGCGCACGGCGCUGCAAAGGAGGUGACUGGACAUUGGACUCGUGUUGCAAGCUCCGAAAGGUCAUGGUAUCCGGCGAGAACGAAACUGAUGAGACAGGAGACGUGAAGAAAGUGGAUGAUGAAACGAUUCAAAAGAUCCUGGAUGACAUGAAAAUGGAGGACGAUACGGACGAUGUCGUCGGUUCUGAUGUUGAUGAAGACAUUGGUUUGGAAGCCGAUGAGGAAACAGUUACAGCUCCAAGCAGUCCCAAAGUUGACGAAGACAUCGGCUUGGAAGCCGAUGAAGAAACAAUUACAGCUCCAAGCAGUUCUGAUGAUGAGAGUGACGCACCGAGCACUGCUGGCGAGGACGUAAUGGAAGACAACUGUCGGAGCGACAGCGACCGAUCCUUGCUCUCCACGCCGGGCUUUGCGAAAGCCUUGGAAAAGGACGUAAGGGCAAGCCUGACGUGGAAGUUGAAUCUCAAGCGCGACGCCUGCCACGAGAGGCACAUCAAGCGGGGCUUGUCCGAGAUGUGUGCCUCUUGCUUCGUGGACGUCACGGAUUGCGCUUUUCAACACUGCUUCCGGCUUCAGUCCACCGCAGGCCCCAAUGAUGAGAAGACCAAGCUCUGCAUGGAGAAGAAGAACGGCGACCGGCUGGGCUGCCAACCACAGCUUCGAAAGUGCACAGGGCUUUCAGACGACCAGUUGCCUGGCUUCCACAGCAGUGACAAAAAGACACGACGCGCAAGCGCCGUUGCGCCGCCUGGGAAGUUCUCUGUGGAUCACAGGAAGACCAACCAGGUAUCCAUCAGUGGGGAGGAAAAUCCUGAAAGAUUGGAAGGUUUGUACCCAGAACAUGACCAAGAUUCAAGAUCUCUGGGUGUGGCUCAUGACUUCUACGACGUGCCGGACGCGGUGGCUCCGUUGCAGGUGGCGCAGCGCUGGGGCGACGGCACGGUGGACGAGGUGCUGCUGCGUUGGCGAAAGCCCAGGGAGAACGCCAGGGAGAUCCAGAGUUAUGAAGUGUGCUGGUGGCCCUGGUCUUUGGGAGGCGAGACUCGAGAGGCGGAGGCGUCUUCCAUUCAGUUAGCUGCAGAGGAAGUGGCAGAGGGCGAUCUGUGCCACUAUCCGCUGCGUGCGACGAAGCCUGAAAGGCGGACCCCGGGCGAGCUUCUGCACCCGGCUCCGUUGACGGCCAGCUGGGUUUCGGUGCGGGCCUACAAUCAGGAAGGCUGGGGCGACUGGUCCAGAGCCACCCUGGUCUUCUUUCGCGAGGUAAUUGGUGGCGAUGCGCGAAACGGCUACCAAGAGGCAGACGCCACGCCUGGCACAGCUGGCAGCUUGCUCACCUGGGGCGCCAGCGAGGAUGGUCGGUUGGGUCGUGGCUUGGAAGUGCUGCAGCGCGGUGCAUGUCCCGAGCUGGUCGCGGUGCCGGGCUUUCAGGAGUGCCGUCUCUCUUCAAUGGCCGCCGGGGCGCAUACAUGCGUACUGAGCCAGCGUGACCGGCUCUAUCUCUGGGGCAGCUUCCUACCCGAUGGACAGGACUCAGAGGAGGUCGACGUGCUGGUAGAGCCACAAGAGCAGGCCUUGGAUUUCGUGUGCCACGCAGCGGCCUGCGGCCGCUUCAGCACCGUGCUGCUGUCCGCGGAGGGCCGACUUUUCGCCUGGGGUCCCAAUGAGGUGUACCAGUGUGGUAUUCCUGGUGACGCCAUGGUGAGAUCUCUGACCCAACUCCAGGUGCCCAAAGAUGAAGCCGUGAUCCAGGUGGAGCUUGGCGAGUUCCACGGCGUGGCGCUGACGUCCUCGGGGCAGGUGCUGUGUUGGGGCCAGGAGCAGGGCCCUGAGGCUGGGCUCAGAGACGAACCGAAGCUGAAAGGUCUAUUGCCCGAGAGCAUCAACUUCAAUGAGCCCUCGCCCCGUGCGCUGGACUUGCCUGUGCCGGUGACGCUCGUGGCUGCGGGAGGUUAUCACAGCGCCUUCCUGACCCAGAACGGUCAACUGUGGAGCUGGGGAAGCAACAGCCACGGGCAGCUGGGUUUGGGCCUUCCCACAGAGAAGGCCUUCGUCGGACGCCCACGGCCAGUGGUGCUCGAAGGACACACAGGGCGCAUGGCAAAGCUGUCCUUGGGCGGCGUCCAUUCAGCUGUACUGGAUGAUGCUGGUGUGGCCUACACCUUUGGGGACAACAGCAGAGGCCAGUGUGGACAGGGUGACCGGCCACAUCUCUUGGCUCCCGAGAGGGUCAGGGAGUUGCCCAUGGCCCUGGGCGUCUGUUGUGGAGGUUUCUUCUCUUUCUUCCAAGUGGCGGAGGAUCUCUACGCCUGUGGCUGGGGUAAGGAGGGCUGCCUGGGCUUUGGCCGAGUGAGCAAGAGGCAACUCAAGGUGCUGCGCGUGCCACAGCCCCCACAAGGUCGUUGGCUCCAGCUGCGCGCAGGGGCCUCGCAUGUGGUGGCGCUGGUGACUGGCGAAAACGAAGAAAAGUGGCUGCGGGCGUUGGGAGCAGACCUGGCGAUGGCAUAUCCCCAGCCCUUACCUAGGCCUUAUGGUAAGUAG